Athene cunicularia (burrowing owl) is the source of this 580-nucleotide messenger RNA. It is a transcript of the gene POLR2E, whose product is annotated as RNA polymerase II subunit E. Gene Ontology annotation, molecular function: DNA-directed RNA polymerase activity; DNA binding. The coding region runs from base 62 to 430 and encodes 122 amino acids. Gene Ontology annotation, cellular component: RNA polymerase I complex; RNA polymerase II, core complex; RNA polymerase III complex. The transcript is spliced from 6 exons. Lineage: Eukaryota; Metazoa; Chordata; Aves; Strigiformes; Strigidae. Gene Ontology annotation, biological process: DNA-templated transcription. The record is from RefSeq and is a predicted model, not a curated record.
CGUGUGACACUGGGGUGACCCUUUCCCAGAGGAGCCCAAGGUCGGAAUAAAGACGAUCAAGAUGUACUGCCAGCGGAUGCAGGAGGAGAACAUCACCCGCGCGCUGAUCGUGGUGCAGCAGGGCAUGACCCCGUCGGCAAAGCAGUCCCUGGUGGACAUGGCUCCCAAAUACAUCCUGGAGCAGUUCCUGCAGCAGGAGCUUCUGAUCAACAUCACGGAGCAUGAGUUGGUCCCUGAGCACGUUGUGAUGACAAAGGAAGAAGUAACUGAGCUGCUGGCCAGAUACAAACUGAGGGAGAACCAGCUCCCCAGGAUCCAGGCCGGGGACCCCGUGGCCCGUUACUUCGGCAUCAAGCGUGGUCAGGUGGUGAAGAUCAUUCGCCCGAGCGAGACCGCGGGCCGCUACAUCACCUACAGGCUGGUGCAGUGAGCGCAGCGGGGGGCAGAGAUUUGCUGUGACUCAUUAAGGAGUGAAGCCACAGAAGUGCCCUGAAGGAAGGAGCAGGGAGGAAGCGAGUGGGAGAAGGCCUUUGCUUUCCUAUUUUAUUUCAUAGGAUCUUAUUUUUAAUAAAGAUUUGUA